GAGACUCCAUUCAGUGUUGUUAUUAUUCUCAGCUAACUGUCAAACACAGAGACACCUGUUUUUUUUUCAAACUUAAACGUCAAAAUGUCCUCGGACUUUGAAGCAUACGAACAGGACUUUUCAACAUUAACAGCAGAAAUUACAAACAAAGUUGGCAAAAUCCCCAAACUAAGCGGAGAGGAGAAGACACAGCUGGUUCUAAAUGUCGACAAACAGCUUGAAGAAGUCAGAGAGUUGCUGGAGCAGAUGGACCUGGAGGUGCGGGAGAUCCCCAUCCAGAGCCGAGCCAUGUACAACAGCAGGCUGAAGAGCUACAAGCAGGAGAUGGAGAAGCUGGAGAAAGACUUUAAAAGGUCACGUAUCGCCUACAGUGACGAAGUGCGCAACGAGCUCCUGGGGGAUGACGCCAGCUCCUCAGAGAACCAGCUGAUAAAGUUGCGUGAAGAGAACCGCUACGGCCAGAACCGGAAGAUGCAGAACCAGCACUAG
Molecule: messenger RNA, 489 nt
Organism: Labrus bergylta (ballan wrasse)
Lineage: Eukaryota; Metazoa; Chordata; Actinopteri; Labriformes; Labridae
Source: RefSeq, a predicted model, not a curated record